Messenger RNA from Lucilia sericata (common green bottle fly), 681 nucleotides. RefSeq lists its product as uncharacterized. Lineage: Eukaryota; Metazoa; Arthropoda; Insecta; Diptera; Calliphoridae. The transcript has a single exon. Bases 66 to 617 code for a protein of 183 amino acids. The record is from RefSeq and is a predicted model, not a curated record.
UUUUUGUAUAUAAUUUCAGUCUUACAAAAAUAAACACCUUGGAAAUAUAAAAAUAACACAACGCAAUGAAUAGUAAAAUAAUUAUUUUCCUAUUUGCUAAUAUCCUAGCACUAUCACGGGGAGCUGAUGAUUUUGGAAGUCAAGAAAUCUUUACCACAAAUGUACAGGCUUCAACACCAACCUUAGGAGGCGUUAAUUGUUUAAUUGAAGCCGUCUUCAAUGUGGAGAAUUUAGCCAACGACUUCAGCUACAACAUUCAAGUAUGUAACGUAAAUGCAUCCGCUGUAGUUACUGAAAUCUUAAAUUUAUGCAAUACCAUUACCGAAAAUACCGGAGAGAUCAUUAACGCCGAUGAUAUUGUUUGCAAAAAUGCUGCCUAUGAAGAGUCAGAUGCUGGUAAAUCGGCGCCUGUAGCUUGUACGGAACAAAUUAAUACGCUAAUGGCUAAUCUCUUUGCGGCUGUUUCAAAUACUUAUAAAUAUUUGGCUUCAGAUGAAUCAGCAAUUGGAGAUACCUGUAGUGCAAUUGCUGCAAAUACAUUAAAGAUAAAUUUACCAAUUCUUCCCGAAUCAGUUAAUAAUUGUGCUUUGUUAUUUAAACAUUUAAAGUUUUAUUAAUUUUUUUUAAAUAAAAGUGAAAGAAGCAUUUGAAGAAGCUUGUGUUUUUUAGCAAAAUCUCUUA